This is a messenger RNA of Heterobasidion irregulare TC 32-1, 3397 nucleotides long. RefSeq lists its product as uncharacterized. The record is from RefSeq and is a predicted model, not a curated record. Lineage: Eukaryota; Fungi; Basidiomycota; Agaricomycetes; Russulales; Bondarzewiaceae. Gene Ontology annotation, biological process: protein dephosphorylation. Gene Ontology annotation, molecular function: protein phosphatase regulator activity; protein binding. The coding region runs from base 1 to 2826 and encodes 941 amino acids. The transcript is spliced from 8 exons.
AUGUGCUUUGACGAUGAGGGGCUCAGCCCCCUCGAAAAAAUAUACCUAUUUUCCCGCAGCCAAGCCGUCUUUCACAAGGUGUACAUCGCUCAUGAGCUGCCGUCAAUCCUGCCUCAAGUGACGCCCCUCGAGGCUGUGGAGUAUGUCCUGCCCCUACUCAACGGUCUCGCUACGGACGAAGAUGAAGCCGUCAAAGAGGCUCUUGCCUCGCAGCUUGUCCCGAUCAUCCUUUGGUUUACCUCGGUCCGUCCUUCUCCCUUGUUACCUGCCCACGCGAGCCCUGACACGCGCCGUCGCUCGUUCUCACAGAAUUGUCGCCUCACGCCCGACGAAUUCCCUGAUCUGGCGGCCGAGCCUACCCCGCUCCCCGUGCAGUCGUUCACGCCGAUCAUAGGCACUCUUCUACUUGCACGCAGCGUGCCCGUAGGCGCAGCGGCACGCUUCGCCGUUGUAGAUAUCCUCCGACGCGUGCGGGAGGCGCCUGAACCCGGGCGACAGACGUUGUUCGGCGACGCGGAGCGCCGCCUCCUGGAGCAGGAGAUUUUGCACCAGGUCGUCAUCGGUAUCGGGCGACUGGACAUACUCGACGAGGGAGAGGGGGACGAGCCGAUGGCCGAUGCGGAGCAGAGUGGAGGAUGGGUCGACGAGGAGCAGGCGUUCUCGAUGCCUCCCGCGCCAGACUCCUCUGCAUUGAUUCCACCGUUGAAUCUUUUCUCUCCGCCACUCCCACCUCCUUCUGACCCCCUUCCAGCCUUCCCCCCUCCUUUGGACUGGUCCUCGUCCUCUGAAGACGCGAUAUCCUCUCACCCGCCUCCGUCUAUCGCGUCCACCUUCUCCGAUACGCCACCUGCGCUCUCGCCACCGGAUGAGACCUCUCAGAGUCCGUCACCCCCUUACCCGCCAUCUCCAGUCCCCUCUGGCGACUCGCGCGAUCGUGAGUUUUCGUUUUUCGACGCCAAGUCUCAGGACCCGCCAAAAGACUCCAUGCCAGAAGGCUGGCAACCUGCGAGUCCGCACGUCAUGGAUAUUUCUUUACCGCUCCCGACAGAUUCAGUGGAGUGGGCGCCGGCCAUGCUGGACUCCACGGAGUCUAGCCUUGCAGGAACAGAGGGGCUGUCUUCUGACUCGGUGGGAAGUGGAGACAUGACCCUUAUGGAUGUGGAUCCAGACCCUGGAAUGGAUGCGGAGGCGAUUGUGGAUGCCAGCGAGCAGGCCGCGAUUGGCAGGUUAAGCAGUAUGAGUUUGAUGGCGGCUGUCUCGGCCGGAGGAUACCUCGACGAUGAUACCUCGGCUGCAUUUGUCAUCGAGGUCGAACGCGUCGGUCGCGACCCAAUUCCCUGGGUACGCAAGGAAACUUCAUAUGCAUUGGGUGCACUGGCCAAGGUCGUGCCCGUAGAAAUCGUUAUCAUAUCGCUGCUCCCUCUCUUCGAGUCCUUGUGCACGGACUCACAUUGGCACGUCCGGCAUUCGGCCCUGUUCGCGCUUCCCGCUAUUCUCCCUCGUCUUCAGCCCCACCAUCGGCGGACAUUGGCUUUGGACACGCUCCUGCCGCUAGCCCGCGAUGCGUCGCCUUCGGUGAGACUUCGCGUGCUCGAAGCACUCGGCGAGGUGAUGUACACGUUUCGCGAUGACCCUGGCGGCCCGCCGGAUGAACUAUUGCGGCUCUUCAUCGGUUCGGAGGUGCGCCCGCUGAGCCCCGUCGACUGGCAUGAUGGGACGCCGGCGGCUUCCAUCUCGGAGCCCAUGUCGUCGCGACCAUUGCCUUCUCAAGAACAGGACACGGACUGGUACUUUGACGGAUCCGCCCGUGCACUUAUAUGCGCGUUCAAUUACCCCGCGGUCGCGCUCACACUUGGGCGAGGGCGCUGGUCCGAGCUGCGUCCACUGUACUUGCGGCUUGGGCAGGAGCCCGGAGCCAAGGUGCGCACAACUCUCGCGGCGUCGGCCGGCGAGAUGGCACGAAUCUUGGGCCCCGAGAACGCGGCGAGGGACGUUGUGCCGCUGUGGCGCGCCGCAGUUUUCGCGUCGGAGGGCGAAGUCAGGAUGAAGGCGGUCGAGGCGGUCGAGGCGUUGGUGAGGGUGGUGGAUGAGAAGGCUCGAGAAGUUGUGGUAAGGGCUCUGGAUGAGAGCUGGGUUGCGAGGGCCUUGGGCGGAUGGAGAGAGAGGCAAGGUGUGGCCAAGGGCUUGGCGGUGCUCGUUGAAGUGAUCGGGGACUGCGCGAUUGAGGUGGUCAGGUCGUUGGUGCGGAGAGCGCUUGUGGAUGAGGUUGCAGUGGUCAGGGAGGCGGGUGUGAGCGUGGUUCCCUCUAUUCUUCGAGCGCUCGCAAGAUAUCCAGUGGAGCAGCACAAGAUGGGCGCAGAUAUCUGUAGCCUUGCCCAGGCUCCUGUUUUCCGUCGACGAAUGACGUUCGUGGCGUGUUUUCAGAGCAUCAUCACAUCAGAGGGCGGCGAGACGGUACUAGCGGACGAACAGUUCUGGGAGUGUUUCGCCGCGCUAGCGGAUGAUCCCAUCGUCGACGUGCGGAUCGGCGUCGCGAGACUCGUGGGCAUUCUGUACGGCCGGCUUUUCAGUGACGCCCACUCGGCGCCUCCGCGAUUGGAGGCACUAGCUCAACGGCUGCGCGAAGACAGUGCUCGUGAAGUGGUCUCGUACGUGCCCCUACCGGCUCCGGGUGCGCCGGUGCCUGCCGUGGUCGUACCGCUCUCUGCGAGCGUCGACGAGGAGCUCAACGCCAGCAGCUUCGCGACGUUCUCGAGGCCACCACCGGUGCUUGAUGGGAGCGGGAACAGUCACGCAGACCUCGUGUCUCAGAAAACACAGGCGUAAGCGUUGCGAGCGCUUGCGACGGUGGAACGGUGGCGUCGCUUCUGUCUGCCCUGGCGUCCCUGGGAGCAGCCGGAUGGGAGCUCGGCGUUUCCGCGAUUGAACAUACCCGUUGUGUUAGAGGGAGGGGGUUUGGAGAUGCAGGAUGGAUGUGUGACGCUCCGUGGUUUGGCGAUACCACUGACAGGCUGUCUCUCAGACCCGCGGGGACAUACCCGAGCUGGGAUCAGUGAGACGGUGCAGGGCUGGGCAAAUUUGGGACCGCAUCCCACCGCAUCUGACCAUGUUGAUGUGUAUCAUGUUCUUUUGAUGGCGCGGUGGGAUCCGCGGUUCAUUGCCGGGCUUGGUGAUGGGAUGGGCGCCACGGCUGUCGGAGGAGUUCUGAGAUGGGGGGAGGAUUUAUGCGCGAUUCUGAUGCGCGACGUCGUGAAGCAGUACAUAUUCUUAUUAUUCGUCCUCCGUGUUUCGCCUACUUACAUAUCGCAUCUACUAGUUUAUUAUUGACUUUUUGUUUGUUUUUUUGUUUUUUUAUCGUCCUUAUUCACUGCGUGCACCCCUGCAGACGGGGCUCGGA